CCCGCAGUGGCAUGUGCUACAGCUGUAGAUUGUCUUCACGUGAGAAUAUGGGUUAUUUUUAAGUGCGGAAAAGGGAGUGAAUGGUACAUUACAAGUGACUCAGAAUCUUGCCAAUGAAAAGACUAGUGAACAACUGUUUAUACGACUUCCCUGAGUAAAAAGCUUGACUUCAUCAAGGCAGUUAUGCAUUUAAAAAGGUCAUAAAAACAUUUGCUGAAAUGAAGAAUGGCUAGCAUUUUAUAUGUUGAAUAGGUGUCUUAGCAUCAGGUUUAAAGGAGGUCUGAUAAAUGUUUGGAUAUUGUUGCAGCCUUCGGUAGAAGUCAAACCUUUCCUGAUAAAGGUGAUCCUAGUCCUCACACCCGACAUUCUAAAUCCUGACCAGUUUGCAACAUUAAUAUGUUUGGUUUCCUUUUCUUCUUCAUUCUGCAAGUUGUAAAGAACUUGAAUUAUAUUCUGAUUAACAAGAGGACUGUGCCCAUAUGUUUGACUGAUAGUUUUCAAUAGUCUCCCUGAUAUUUUUAGAGUAUUUAGAACAUUAAGUGUGACUUGUUUGGCAAUGUAAGUUCUACAAGUGUACAAGAGGCAUUAAGUUUUUCUUUUAUUUUUUGAAUGUUGUUGAUUAGGAUGAUCACAGAGAUGCCUUUUAUGUCAUUAGAUGGAGAGCGCGCGUGUGUGUGUGUGUGUGUGUGUGUAUGUGUGUGUACAAUUUCUGUAAAAUCUGUUUGUCCAUGUCUUUGCUCCAUCCCUUUUCCCACCUCUCACUUGGUAGUUGAGUAUGAACUGAAAGCAAGAUAUAACUUGCUGGUAGCAGUGAUUAGCAGUUAAGAUCUAUUCACAUUCAAGUUAGUUAGUUGUUCAAAACCCAGGAGUCAAAAGACAUGCUUUUUCAUCUCUGGUUCUGUGGCUUUGUCAACUUGACUUUGACUGAAUCUGUUUCCUCAUCAGUAAAAUUGGAGUGCAUUUGAUAGUUGCCCCUCUCUGUACUUCACAGGAUUGUUACGAAGGCUAAAUAAAACAGGGUUAGGAAAAUGCGCGCUAAACUUAAAAGUACUAUUUUGCUACCUACCAUAUGAUCACAUCACCUGUACUGCUGAGAUACCCAAAACUUAGUGAAGUCAAAGAUAACAGUAUGUGCACCUUAACUUCCUUACCACUAGAAGUGAGAAGUGAUGGUCUUACUAAUGAUACUAAGUUCUACCUGCAUGUAAAUCACCUUGAUAAGAAAAGCAGCAUAGAAAUCUGGUAGAGAAAACUUUAACAAAGCAUUUCUUUACCUGAUAGUCUGUGCCUGUUCACUGCUGUAUUGGAAAGAACACUAAUCCGAAAUGGAAGAGAUAGUUCUGAUUCUGAUGUGAAUCUGUCACCUGAAUAUACAUUGGAUACUUUUUUACUAUCAGUGAAAACUUCCAUCAUUCAUUUUCUUCGCUCUAAUACCAAGAACUAUAUCAAAUUGAAAAGAUAUGAAUGAAUAUCCUAAAAAAAGAAAAAGGAAGACGUUACACCCCUCUCGUUACUCAGAUUCCUCGGGAAUAAGCAGAAUUGCAGAUGGAUUCAAUGGAAUUUUUUCUGAUCACUGUUACAGUGUCUGUUCUAUGAGACAACCAGACUUAAAAUACUUUGACAACAAAGAUGAUGAUUCUGAUACAGACACAUCAAAUGACCUGCCAAAAUUUACAGAUGGGAUCAAGGCGAGAAACAGAAAUCAGAACUACCUGGUUCCCAGUCCUGUACUUAGAAUUCUAGACCAUACUGCCUUUCCUGCAGAAAAAUCUGCUGAUAUUGAAAUUUGUGAUGAAGAGUGUGACUCACCUGAAUCAGUCAACCAACAAACUCGAGAGGAGAGUCCUAUAGAAGUUCACGCUGCUGAAGAUGUUCCAAUUGCUGCAGAAGUGCAUGCAAUUUCUGAAGAUUAUGAUAUAGAGACAGAAAACAAUUCAUCUGAGAGUCUCCCAGACCAAACUGAUGAAGAGCCACCUGCUAAACUCUGCAAAAUUCUUGACAAGAGCCAAGCUUUGAAUGUGACUGCUCAGCAGAAAUGGCCUUUACUGAGAGCUAAUAGCAGUGGCCUCUAUAAAUGUGAGCUUUGUGAGUUCAACAGCAAGUAUUUUUCUGAUUUAAAGCAGCAUAUGAUCUUGAAACAUAAGCGUACUGAUUCAAAUGUGUGUCGAGUAUGCAAGGAAAGUUUCUCUACCAACAUGCGUCUGAUCGAACACGCCAAACUGCAUGAAGAAGAUCCCUACAUUUGCAAGUACUGUGAUUAUAAGACAGUAAUUUUUGAGAACCUCAGCCAGCACAUUGCAGACACACAUUUUAGUGAUCACCUCUAUUGGUGUGAGCAGUGUGAUGUACAGUUCUCCUCAAGUAGUGAACUCUACCUACAUUUUCAGGAGCACAGCUGUGAUGAACAGUACUUAUGUCAGUUCUGUGAACAUGAAACAAAUGAUCCUGAAGACUUGCAUAGCCAUGUCGUAAAUGAACAUGCGUGUAAAUUAAUAGAGUUAAGUGAUAAAUAUAACAAUGGAGAACAUGGACAGUACAGCCUUUUAAGCAAAAUUACCUUUGACAAAUGUAAAAACUUCUUUGUAUGUCAAGUAUGUGGUUUUCGGAGCAGACUUCAUACAAAUGUUAACAGGCAUGUUGCUAUUGAACAUACUAAAAUUUUUCCUCAUGUUUGUGAUGACUGUGGAAAAGGCUUUUCAAGUAUGCUAGAAUAUUGCAAACAUUUAAAUUCACAUUUAUCUGAAGGUAUUUAUUUGUGUCAAUACUGUGAAUAUUCAACAGGACAAAUUGAAGAUCUUAAAAUUCAUCUAGAUUUCAAACAUUCAGCUGACUUACCUCAUAAAUGUAGUGACUGCUUAAUGAGGUUUGGAAAUGAAAGGGAAUUAAUCGGUCACUUGCCAGUCCAUGAGACAGCUUGAUUGAUCUCUUUAUUUUAAUUUGCAUAAUGUUAAUGUAAAAUAAAAAACUGAACUUUUUUGGAGAUGUUAAAAUGGAUGAUUUUUAAACCCAACUUAUGAGAAUUGUAUAACUAAGAUUUUUUUAAAUGUGCUGUUUUCUUGGCACUGCUACAUUUUCAGCAUAUAGUUACAGACUAAGUGUGUAUUUUCA
Molecule: messenger RNA, 3108 nt
Organism: Talpa occidentalis (Iberian mole)
Lineage: Eukaryota; Metazoa; Chordata; Mammalia; Eulipotyphla; Talpidae
Gene: ZNF639
Product: zinc finger protein 639
Exons: 6
Coding region: 1461-2918 (485 amino acids)
Biological process (GO): regulation of transcription by RNA polymerase II
Cellular component (GO): nucleus
Molecular function (GO): RNA polymerase II transcription regulatory region sequence-specific DNA binding; DNA-binding transcription factor activity, RNA polymerase II-specific
Source: RefSeq, a predicted model, not a curated record